Phytomonas sp. Hart1 is the source of this 1133-nucleotide messenger RNA. Lineage: Eukaryota; Euglenozoa; Kinetoplastea; Trypanosomatida; Trypanosomatidae. The record is from the annotation of a GenBank genome assembly.
AUUUGGUAAAUACAACUUUAUGACAUAUUUAUUCCUGUCUUAUGAUUGUUGUUACUAUGAAUAUUUAAGAUUAUAUUACAAACUGCAACACACAACCUUGCGAUGACUACUUUGGCCACACCGGAUAUGGCUGCAUAUUGCUUCGACGUUAUUUUGGCGAAAUUAAAAAACACCAACACCCCACAAUGCCCCUCAAGCAUCCCUAAUACUUCAUCACCUAUUUUUGUGACUUAUAAAGUUCUUCCUAACGAUGAUCUAAGAGGUUGCAUUGGAAGUUUCAUGUCACUACCGCUGCAUGAACAGUUAAGGAACCUUGCAUCGGCUGCUGCAUUCGAGGACAGUCGAUUCCCACCUAUUGAUAUAAAUGAGUUACCUCAACUUUUGUGUACCGUUAGUCUUUUGCACAGCUUCGAGUCGUGUUCAAAAUGGGAUGAUUGGAUUAUUGGUACUCAUGGAAUUAUCAUAACAUACAAACAACGUAGUUCCACAUAUUUGCCCUCAGUUGCCGUCGAGCAGGGGUUUGAUCAUCUACAAACUGUUAAAGGACUUCUUGCUAAAGGUGGUUACCAUGGCCCUAUAGAUGGGAAAGUUCUUUCUUCAAUACAGAUGAAUCGUUACCAAGUAUCUUCUACAAGCAUAAAAUUUAAGGAAAAACAAUUGUUGAAAGCGUAACUUAGCUUAUUUCGCUUUUCUUCUUAUUAAAGGAGUACUUGUUUAUUCUUUUACAAAGUUCUAUAUUAUAGUUAACUCGUGCUUUUUUCUUCCGACGUACUUUUUCCCUAUACGAGACAGGAUUUAAAUGUGUGAAUUUAUAUUAGAAAUAUAUAUAUUUAUAUGUUUAGAGGAGUGAUCUUAUUUUUUCAUUCCAGAAAGGUAUUAUUUAGAAUAUAUAUUUUAUUGUUUAUUAUGCCACCUUCUUUAGCGAAAAAAAAAGUUUAAUAAUUUUAUCACUUAUCGAGAAAGCACGGAUGAUAUGAAAUGCAACAUCGAUUUUGAUAUCGAUGAGAAGGAGAAGGAGACUCAUUGUUUAAGACACAAACAGUGUUCUAUUUGUUUUCUCAUAGAUACUUCAUUUUAACCGUUGUUAGAACUUCUUUCUUCCGUUUCUCUUCUGUGAAUGUAUGCCUCAUUUU